GUUGAUGUUAGCGCCGACAAAACUCUGUCGAGUCCGUCAUUCCAUGUGUGCGUGCUCACCUGGGACUGAGAUGUGCUUUCAGUCCGGAGUGACACAGCUUGUGUGUGAACAUGGAUCAGAUGUGGUCAGGCUGUGAUCCGAGGGAUGUUCGCUUCAACUACCAAACUUUGCCGCGCUUUGGGGAGCAAGGGCAGCCCGCCAUUGCUGCUCCCGACAUGUUCAACAUGCAGCCAAUGUACAUGAACAGUACUGCGGGAUACUACAACCACGGACAGCAGGUACCGUAUUGGUGGCCUGUGCAAAACUUUGUCCCGCCAGCAUCCGUCAGUUUUGCUGCAGCACCUCCACAAAUGAUCGGAGGCACAACAAUGAUGAUGCCUGGGGCGCCAAGUAUGGCUCCUGGUGUGUUCAUGAGAGAUGCUGAUGACGAGGUGGAACAGCAAUACAUAAAGAAGCCGCCCAACGCCUUUAUGGUUUUUGCAAGGAAACAUCGCAAAGCCCUGAUGGGAAAACUGGACAAAAAAGACAGCGCAUCUGUCAAUGUCAUCCUGGGAGAAAUGUGGAACUCUCUACCACAGCAGGACCAAGCGAAAUAUUACGAGGAAGCCGAUGUGGAGAGGCGACGGCAUGCACAGUUGUACCCCAACUGGUCAAUGUGUGACAACUAUGGCAAAAAGAGGAAGAGGAUGCGAGGAAAUUCGUCUGCCACAGUUUCGGAUCUCGAAGCUCCUCAGCCCACAAGGAUGUGUGUGGCUCCCGUCCAGACCGGCUUGAUGGGUCCUGAACGAUACUCGACACAGGCCGAGUCCCAGUCUGUCAGCAACCUUGCGGGUCUGCAGCAGCCUAAAGCUAGCCUCUCGACCUUCAUGCACAACUUCCUCCCUCCCGCUGCUCCCGCUUCAUCUGGGAUGGAAAUUUCCCAGCUUCUGAGCGGCGUCAAUUACCUGCCGGCUCCCCACGAUAAACUUCAGCGGCCACCGGUGGUCAAUUCGUCCGAGCCUUGCUUGGAGGAAGAGCUCCACGUAAUCCUGGAUAGAUUCGAAGAAGAAUCCUCCACCACACAGACUGAGGAGUCGGUGGCGGAUCUGAUUUUGGAGGAGGAUCUUCAUAGUUUGCUGGAACGUUUCCAGAAACCUUCGACCGCACAGUUCGGCACGGACAGGCUCCACUGCGUCUUCGAGGGCUUAGGGAUCACCACCACUGACACGGGUCAAUGUUGAGUCGCCGGGCGGAAUGGCGGAAAAGCCACUGAGCACAAGAAGUCAUCCUGGAUGGAGCAUGGAGUCCAACAGACGUUUUAAUUGUUUCUGAAAUCCUCAGCGUUUACAACAAUUUUUUUUUAUGCACCUGGACAAUAAUAUAUGAGCCCGAGCACUUUAUUUACAAUGGGAUCGCUUUCUCUUGGGAACGCACACAGUGGUCCUGCUGGACUAUCUGAACUUUAAGCAUGUGCAGAGCAGUUCUGUAUAUUUUUUUUAACAUUCCUUAUGAACUUUUAUAAUAAUAUCCCGGUCUACUCAGACUUCCAUUGGACCACUUCGACUGGAAUCACAGCAUCGUUCCAUUUGUUCUGACACCAGUCCAGAUAUUUAUUGUAAACAAAAAAACAUCGUAUCACAUACCCUUACCUGGUUAUUUUUAUAUUUAUACUAUUCUAAUGAUUACUUUUCCUUUUAUUUCGUCCCACAUUUUUCAUCGCAUUAGGGCUAAAUGUAUACCUCAGGGUCAAAUAUUUUAUGACUUGAUACAUUUUGACUGUUAGCAUGCUAGCUUUUCAAACAGAUUUUGCAGACCACAGUCAUACAUUUUGGUACUUCACUAUAACUGUUGUUAUCAUUAUAACUUAUAACUUAUAAUUUCAACUUCUGUUUCCAUGCAAAUGUUAGAGUGCUAGCGUAUAAGUAGCUAUACCUAGCUUUCCUAGUUUAUUUUGCAGCUACACACUUGAAAGUUGGAUAUUUUGUUAUUUGAUUACAUAUGGCUAGCAUGCUAACUGUAAGCGUGUCCCACUUUUAUCCACCGAUUCAACCAUUCUUCAAAACAUUCCACUCCAUUCAAGCUAUCUAUUUUUUUCAUGCCUGAAAAUUUCCUGGUUUUCUUGGUAACUUGGUUCUUUGCUUUUCACUUUUUUGUAAUAUUACGUCGCCACUCAAGUCUUAUCAAAAUCACAUUUUUCCAAAGAUUCCAAAGUCAAAAAAGGCUCCUUGCGAAUAAGUAAGUCAACGCUAAGAUGCUAGUAAUAGCUAAUUUAGCAAAUUUUCCAUAUAAACACCUCAGACAAAUAUAUAAGAAGGACUGAUAUAGCUCAACUUGUAACUUUCAGUUAGGAGUAGUAUAUUGUUAUUUAACGCAAUAAGGCUUGUGCGCUAACUUUUAAUAUUUUAGUUUGGCUUUUGACCGAAAUGGCAUUUUGUUAUUUAUUCAUGAAGUUGUCACUUGUUCUGGGCUGAUACAAUAGUGGAAUGACUUUGAACAUGCACUUUAAAUCUGGCCUUUGACUACCUCCUACCUGUGUCCUCAGCCGCCGAAAAAAACUUGAAUUUCCCUCAGCAUCGGACAUCAUGACACUAAAGAUGAUCCAAUGCUGAUUCUACUGACGCUCGGACCAAAAGAGAUGAGGUUCAGCUUCACGAGCAGGAAGAUCUUCCAUGAUAGCAUCAUUGCACUCACUGAUACUUGAAUUGCACUAUUAUAUGCUGCACAGACUGAGCCUCCUACAGUGUAUAUAUACAACUGUAAAUAUGUACCUUACACAUGUGUAUACAUACCAUAUAAUAGGCAGAAUGUUUGUAUUUUGAAAGUGUACUGUUUAUCAUUGUACAUAAAAUGAGAUGUCUUAUACUCUAGUAUAGUAUGUCUAGGUAAUAUUUUAUUUUUGCACUUCUGGUUGAAUGCCAGCUGUAUUUCACUGCUACGUAUCUCCACAAUGACAAUAAAACAAUAUUUUGUA
This is a messenger RNA of Nerophis ophidion (straightnose pipefish), 2950 nucleotides long. RefSeq names its product transcription factor 7-like 1. The transcript is spliced from 7 exons. Gene Ontology annotation, molecular function: DNA-binding transcription factor activity, RNA polymerase II-specific; RNA polymerase II cis-regulatory region sequence-specific DNA binding. Gene Ontology annotation, cellular component: beta-catenin-TCF complex. Bases 111 to 1220 code for a protein of 369 amino acids. The record is from RefSeq and is a predicted model, not a curated record. NCBI's taxonomy places the organism in Eukaryota, Metazoa, Chordata, Actinopteri, Syngnathiformes, Syngnathidae. Gene Ontology annotation, biological process: canonical Wnt signaling pathway; regulation of transcription by RNA polymerase II.